ACCUCUCCCUCAGCCCUCACACGCCGCCGCUUCCACUGCUCCUGCCCCGACGCGCUGCCUGCGCCGCCGCCCCACGCCGCGCCGCCGCCCCUGCUUGCCUGCUUGGGGGUGUUGGGUGGCUCCGCCGCUCGCCCGCUUCGGCCGGCCGUCGCGGCCCCGCGGCCCGCGCUCUGACACCGGCGCGGCGGCGCACCUCGGCGCCUCCGCAGCGGCGCACCAGCCCGCGGCCACCAGCCACCUCCCGCCCCGACGCGUCCGCGCUGUGUGCUGGAAUAUUUUUUUUUAUCAAUAAUGGUUGAUGGGUCAUAGAAAGAACUGAAAGAUUCAUAGCUCCAAUGCUCCUGCGGCGGUGGCCUAAAUGCACUGCUGAAUGGUUCAGGCACAGGAAGGUUUUCCCGUGGGGAGCUGCUUCCUGCCCCUUCUCUGUAUUCACUGCUUCAGCUCAGUUAGAUGACUCGAGCGGUGAUGAAAAGCUGAAUUGUGCUCCUGAUAAUGAACCUUUCCGUAAACGACGCCGGUCUCUGAGCUCUGACAGUGUUGUGCAGACGCUCCGCUGCCUGAGGAGGAAGCCUGCUGUUGCAUUUGCCUACUUUAAAGAUACACAGAGCCUUGGGUUUCACCAUGACUUCUCAACCUUCUCAGAAAUCACACAAAUUUUAUCCCAUUCAUUCCAGGGGAAGAUGCUGGUGUCCUUAUUUUGUGAUAUUAUCUCAGCAACUGAUAGUGGCAGUCCAGAAAUCUUAACACUGCUUGAUCACCUCAGGAAAACAUGUGUCACUUCUCACGUGCUCUCGUUUGCUGUAAAUUGCUUGAUCAAGGCAUACACCACAUGCUACGGUGCACAAGCAACAAUAGAGGAAUUUUGUCACCUUUGCAGGCUUGGAUUUCUCCCAACAGUUUGGGCUUGCAACUUUGUGCUCAAAUUUGGAUCACAGAGUGGUGAGUCCAAUAUGGUUGUCGCAGCUUAUGAGCAAAUGAAGUGCUUUCAGUUGACGCUGGAUUCUCAUUCAUUGUACAUAGUCACUAGGUCGCUUUUUCAAGCAAAGAAGGCAGAUGAAGCAUUCCAAGUGUGGAUUGGGAUGAUUGAAAUGGGAGUGAAACCAGAUGUACGUGGGUACUCGUCAUUUAUAAUUGGCCUUUGUGAUUGUGGAAAGUAUGAACUAGCUUAUAACAUGGUAAGCAGAUAUACUGUUCUACAAGAGAUUACCCAGGAGAGGGUUCCUAUUGAGGCCAUGGCUUAUAACAUGGUAAUUGAUGGACUAUGCAAAGAAAUGAAACUGGAGGAGGCUGAAAAAGUCUUGGAGAACAAGACCAAACAUGGAUCUGCCCCUGAUCUAUAUGGUUACAGCUAUCUCAUUCGUAGUUAUUGCAAAAUGGGUAACCUAGAAAAGGCGUGGCAACAUGUUGAAGCCAUGGUAUCCCAUGGCAUCGAUAUAAAUUGUCACAUUGUUGGCUACCUUCUACAGUGCCUCAGGAAAUUAGGCAUGACAUCUGAAGUUAUUGUGUACUUCCAGAAAUUUAGAGAUUUAGGAGUCCAUUUUGAUGGUGUGCUUUAUAACAUUGGCAUGGAUGCUUAUUGCAAGCUCGGAAACAUGAAUGAGGCAGUUCAGCUACUGAAUGAAAUGAUGGCUGAAGGUUUGGUACCAGACAAAAUCCACUAUACAUGCCUGAUCAACGGUUACUGUCUCAAAGGAGAAGCAGAAAAUGCUUGGCAAGCAUUUGAGCAGAUGCUGAAGGCAAAUAUAAAACCAGAUGUAGUUACAUAUAACAUACUGGCUAGUGGAUAUAGCAGAAACGGUCUUGUUAUGAAGGUAUUUGAUCUUCUAGAGCACAUGAUGGAUCAAGGGUUGGAGCCUAAUUCACUCACCUAUGGUGUAGUUAUUGCUGGCUUUUGUAGAGGAGGCAACCUAAGUGAAGCAGAGGUGUUAUUUAAUAUAGUAGAAGAAAAAGGGAUCGAUAAUAUUGAAGUGAUGUACAGUUCUAUGGUUUGUGGCUAUUUGCAGUCAGGCUGGACUGACCAUGCUUACAUGCUUUUUCUUAGGGUUGCUAAACAAGGAAAUAUGGUGGAUCAAUUUUCAUGUUUAAAAUUGAUAAGCGGCCUUUGUAGAGAUGUAAAAGUCGAAGAGGCUUCAACUGUAUGUAGUAUGAUGCUGGAAAAGAAUGUUGUUCCUGAUGUAAUUUCCUAUAGCAAACUCAUAUCAGCUUAUUGUCAAACAGGAGAUAUGCACAGUGCUCGCUUAUGGUUCGAUGAUAUGGUUGAGCGAGGACUUUCUGAUGUGAUUGCAUACACUGUAUUGAUGAAUGGUUAUUGCAAGGUUCGCCGGUUUAAAGAAGCGUUUGACUUAUUUGAUCAAAUGAGAAAUUUAGGAAUCAAGCCUGAUGUAGUUGCAUACACUGUGCUAUUGGAUGGCCACCUAAAGGAGAUCCUGCUCCAAGGGUGGCAGGAUAUUGAAUGUAAGGAAAGGAAGAGUUUUCAUCUUAGAGCAGAGCAUAAGAAGUUGCUGAAAUCUAUGAAAGACAUGGAAAUUGAACCUGAUGUAACCUGUUACACAGUAUUGAUUGAUGGACAGUGCAAAGCAGAAUAUCUAGAUGAAGCUCAGGGAUUGUUCGAUGAGAUGUUAGUGAAAGGACUUACUCCUGAUGUUUACACAUACACAGCUCUCAUAAAUGGAUACUGCAGCCAGGGAGAAAUAGCUAAGGCUGAAGAUCUUUUACAAGAAAUGAUGGAUAAGGGAAUGAAGCCAGAUGAACUGACCUUUUCAGUAUUACAUCAGCGAACCUUAAGAUAAAGGAUCAUUCAUAUUUAUGGUGUACAUGGCUGUGUGUUGAUGAAUGACUGGAGAUCAUGCCAACAUAAAGCCACCUGCAGGCUGUUAUGUUCUGAGAAUCCUACCAGAUUAGGUUACCAGUGAUCAGUGAGCCUAUGUCUAUCAGGAAGGUAGACAUCUGGAGCGUGGGAUGAUUGCCCCAUCAGCACAGCAUUGGGUAAUUGAGGAGAAUUAAGGAUGGAAAUGUGAAAGCAUUAGCACAGCAUUGGGUUUGGGUAUCCGCUUAAACAUGUAUAUGGAUAUCCGUAUUCGUAUCCGUUUCUAAUGUGGAAGAUAAAAUGGAUGUAUCCGUAUCCUCUUUGCAAAUCUGGAAACGGAUCCGGAUAUCCAAAUUUCAGAUGGAUACGGAUGUGAAAGCAGAUACUAUAUGUAUCUGCCGCAGAUAUUUCAGCCUCCCGCCAUGCUCGCGCACAGGCGCACUUGCCGCGCCGCCGCCGCCGCCCUAUUCACGGUUUCCUGCGCUGCAUUCCCGCCCGGCCGUCGUGCACGCGCGAAAAUCAGACCUUGCGCGCCAUUACUGACCAUCCAUCCAGCCGUUUCCCAUUCAGUCAUUCUAUUCUCCAGUUCCAAAAUUCCCCAGCUCACAGCUCUUGCAGCUCGCACCCUACCUGCUUGGCACUGGCGGCACCCCAGCACGCCUCUGCAGCUGUUGCUGGCACCUCUGCUCCGCGGUGUGCUGCCAAGUUCCUCUCCCGGUGGCCGCAAUGGUGGGCCGCGGCUCCACUCCCACAACAACCAACAAAGAGCACAGUGCCAAUUGGUGGCCCCUCCUCCCGAUGCCCUUCAGAUCUGCUGCUCAACCAGCAAAGAUUGGAGCAGGAGUAGUGAAGCUGAUCAAUAAUCAUGGUUUCAAGAAACGCAAGGUCAUCGAGAAAUAAGCAGCCUACAAGGGUGCCAUCUAUAAAUGGAAGAGAACCGGAUGCUAGUGAGAGGGAGACAGAGCCUAGUAUAGAGGCUACUGGUGCAGCUGGUGAUGGAAUUGAGGUGUUGCCAACAAGAAGAAGUUCGGUCACCAAAAUAAAGGGUCCGAAGAAGAAACUUCACCUGUUUGGAAACAUUUCACUGAAAGAAAAGGUGGAUGGCAUGGCUGUCAUGAAGAGGACGGCAGAAUGCAACUAUUGUGAAGAGGUUCUUUGUGCCCCAAGUAAGCAGAUGCUCUUCACUUCAAAAGGGUUUUCCCAAGGCUUAUUCUACUCUAUUCUGGUAAAUAUAGCCCAUUUGCUCCUACAAUAGAAGUUGAGGUAAUGCUACUGAUCUGUGCAAAUGCUUAGAGAUCUUUUAUGAAGCUACAAAAAUUCUCUCGGGGUCUCAUUAUCCAACAGCAAAUUUAUUCUUUUCAGAAUUUUGUGAAAUUAAUCUCAAGCUUAUUGAGUGGAACAAAAGCAGGGACAGUUUCAUUGUUUCUAUGGCAAAGUCCAUGAAGGAGAAAUUUGACAAGUGUUGGGGGGUGAGCAAUGUUGCUUUAGCAGUUGCAUGCUUCUUAGAUCCUCUACAAGAUGAAGGUGGUUGAAUUUUAUUAUAGUGAGAUGUCAGAUGAUUAUGGAUUUGACGAUAUGUAUGAAUUUUAAAAAAUUGUGCAGAAGCUUUAUGAUUCAUAUUCCUACAUGUAUGCUGCUUCUGACACAAGCCCUAUGCAAAACAGUCAAGCUAGAACUGCUAGAACUUCUCAGUGCUACGUGGACUUAAAUGAGGAGCCUAAGAGAAAAAGAUUGAGUUCUUUUCUAAGGGACAACACUGGAACAAGCCAUGAGCUCUUGGACUCUGAUCAGUAUUGCAAUGAACCACUAUUAAGUUGGAAAGAAGGUGAUUAUUUUGAUAUUUUGAGUUGGUGGAAGACCCAUGGUGUAAAGUAUCAUGUCCUUGCCCGGAUGGCAAGGGAUGUUUUGGCUAUUCCUGCAACGACAGUAGCAUCUGAAUCUGCCUUUAGUCUUGGAGGAAGGAUUGUUGACAAAUAUCGUAGCCGAUUGGACCCUCAAGUUGCUGAGGCACUUGUUUGCACUAAGGAUUAGAUUUCAGCUUCAAGGCAAAAUUGUAGUAAUAUAUCGUCCAUUCUUGGCAUAGUUCUCAAGGCGUCGCCUAGGCAUCCAUGCGCCAUCCACCGAUUUGCGCCUUGCUCGCCUAGGCGUCCAGCCGCCCCACCUUGCUAGGUGUCCGCCUUACCGCCUUGAGAACUAUGAUUCUUUGUGAUUUGGCUGGUCUUAGUAUGAAUGAUGAUAAUGCCAAACAAGAUGUUGCUCCUGCUGAUGACGGUGACAGUAUUUUGGACAUGGAAGAGGAAGAAAAUUAGGACUACUUCUGCCUCAGGCUAGCAGAAAGUGCCCAAGUGGUGGCCUGCCGGGAGUGCUAUUGCCUGCUGCUGAAAGUGUUUUGCUUAAUUUUAUCAGUUCACUACUACUAUGAGCUAAAUGUCAUGUAUUUUGAUCUGCAAGCUCAAUAUCAUGUAUUUUGAUCAGGGACCUCUGUAUUUGCCCGUUAGGGACCUACUCAAGUACUCCAUGUCAGAUACUGCCUUGAUCUUAUGUCU
Molecule: messenger RNA, 5352 nt
Organism: Panicum virgatum (switchgrass)
Lineage: Eukaryota; Viridiplantae; Streptophyta; Magnoliopsida; Poales; Poaceae
Product: pentatricopeptide repeat-containing protein At2g26790, mitochondrial-like
Exons: 8
Coding region: 336-2789 (817 amino acids)
Molecular function (GO): protein binding
Source: RefSeq, a predicted model, not a curated record